AUGCACACCAAAGGUCCUACCCCGCAGCAGCACGACGGCUCCGCCCUGCGCAUCGGCAUUGUGCACGCGCGCUGGAACGAGACCAUCAUCGAGCCGCUGUUGGCCGGUACAAAGGCCAAGCUGUUGGCAUGCGGCGUCAAGGAGUCCAACAUAGUCGUGCAGAGCGUCCCGGGGUCGUGGGAGCUGCCAAUCGCCGUGCAGAGGCUCUACUCAGCAUCCCAGCUCCAAACCCCAAGCUCCGGCCCAUCCCUGACGGCCGGCGACCUCCUUGGCUCCUCGACUACGGACCUUACAGCGCUCCCGACCACCAACACGUCCUCCACCGGUCCCUUUGACGCCCUCAUCGCCAUCGGCGUCCUCAUCAAGGGCGAGACCAUGCACUUUGAGUACAUUGCCGACGCCGUAUCGCACGGCCUGAUGCGCGUCCAGCUCGACACGGGCGUCCCCGUCAUCUUUGGCGUCCUGACCGUCCUGACCGACGACCAGGCCAAGGCCCGCGCCGGCGUCAUCGAGGGCAGCCACAACCACGGCGAGGAUUGGGGCCUGGCUGCCGUCGAGAUGGGCGUCAGGAGGAGGGACUGGGCUGCGGGGAAGACCGAGUGA
Pyricularia pennisetigena is the source of this 603-nucleotide messenger RNA. RefSeq lists its product as uncharacterized. Bases 1 to 603 code for a protein of 200 amino acids. Lineage: Eukaryota; Fungi; Ascomycota; Sordariomycetes; Magnaporthales; Pyriculariaceae. The record is from RefSeq and is a predicted model, not a curated record. Gene Ontology annotation, cellular component: mitochondrial intermembrane space; intracellular anatomical structure; riboflavin synthase complex. Gene Ontology annotation, molecular function: 6,7-dimethyl-8-ribityllumazine synthase activity. Gene Ontology annotation, biological process: riboflavin biosynthetic process. The transcript has 2 exons.